AUGGUUAAAAAAAGUUUUGAUCCAUCUUCACACUUUGGUAGUUUCUUGGUGAUAAAAACUUAUGAUGGUAAUAUAUAUAAAGGCGAAUUAUUUUGUUAUGAUAUAAUUUCAGAUUUAAUAGUAAUAAAAGGAGAUAAUAAAAAUGGGACAUCAAAUAUAUAUUUGCUUCGAAUAAGUAUAAUACUAGAUGUAGAAAUAAAACCUAAGGUAAAAAAUACAAAUGAUAAUAUUCCAAUGAUUAAUAAAAAUAUUGUUCAAAAAAUAGAAAAAAAAGCUUUAAUGGAUUUUGAAAAAGCAAAGUUGCGAAUUGGAAUUGGCAUAACUGAGGAGGCCCAAGAUUUGUUUGAUUUUAUAUGGAAAACUCAUCCGGAUUGUACCUGGAAUAAUAAAGAUAUAUUAGUCUUAAAUGGUGAGGUUAGGAUAAAACCACCAUAUGGACCCAAUGAUUGCAUAGCUAAGAAUGACAAAUUGAAAGAGAGAUUUGCGACAGUGAUAUCUAAAUUUCGUCAAAAGCAAAAACAAGCUCAAUAA
Plasmodium adleri (nom. inval.) is the source of this 531-nucleotide messenger RNA. RefSeq names its product lsm12, putative. NCBI's taxonomy places the organism in Eukaryota, Apicomplexa, Aconoidasida, Haemosporida, Plasmodiidae. The record is from RefSeq and is a predicted model, not a curated record. Bases 1 to 531 code for a protein of 176 amino acids. The transcript is spliced from 3 exons.